Messenger RNA from Acomys russatus (golden spiny mouse), 1146 nucleotides. It is a transcript of the gene Cd72, whose product is annotated as CD72 molecule. The transcript has 8 exons. The coding region runs from base 79 to 1146 and encodes 355 amino acids. NCBI's taxonomy places the organism in Eukaryota, Metazoa, Chordata, Mammalia, Rodentia, Muridae. The record is from RefSeq and is a predicted model, not a curated record. Gene Ontology annotation, cellular component: plasma membrane. Gene Ontology annotation, molecular function: transmembrane signaling receptor activity.
AGAGGAGCGUGGCCAGGGAGGUGGGGGCCAGUGGAUUAGCUGGAAGAUCCUGAGGCAGAGGUGCCCCAGGGAAGGGCCAUGGCUGAUGCCAUCACCUACGCAGACCUGCGCUUUGUGAAGGUGCCCGUAAAGAAAAGCCUGUCUAACCACUUAGGACAGGACUGUGAGUCCUAUGAGGAUGGGGAACUCACCUACGAAAAUGUAUACGUGUCUCCAGGCCCGGGAGGGCCAUCAGGCUUGGCGUCCGCUCCACCAGUGGACCAAGCAGGGGUCAGGCCAGACCAACCAACUUCCUCUUGGAGCUCCUUGAAGCCGGCUGCUGUGGGGUGGAUUCCCGCUUGUCCCACAGUCUGCUUGCAAUACUUCUUGCUUGGUCUUCUCCUGGCCUGUCUGGUGUUAGUGGUGGCUGUCCUCUGCCUGGGAGUUCGCUAUCUGCAGGUGUCACAGCAAUUCCAGGAGGUGACCAGGAUUUUGGAAGCCACCAACAGCAGCUUGCAGCAGCAGCUGAGGGAGAAGACAAGACAGCUGGGGCAGAGGGAGGUGGACCUUCAGGUGUCCCAGAGAGAGCUGACCUUGAGACAGGAAGCUUUACAGGAGAGGCAGAGGACUCAGGAGGCCACUGAGCAGGAGCUACAGGCCUGCCGGUCUGAUGGACAGAAGACCAGGGAGAACUUGGGAAGAGAGGAACAGCAGAGGCGGGACCUGCGCCAGCAGAUGACAAGCUUGCAGGGCACACUGAAGCGAUUCUUCUCCUGUCCAUCAGGCAGCUGCUGUUCUCUGGGACUGAUACAGCAAGAGAAAAGGUGCUUCUACAUCUCACGUACUCCCAGGAGUUGGGAGGAGAGCCAGAAAUACUGCGCAUCUCUGUCCUCAAAACUGGCUGUAUUGAACACAGAUUUUUAUAAGUAUCCUUACCAAGUCGUCCUGCCCAGUGGCUUAGAGGAGUUGCUAAAUGGUUCAAAGUCAUAUUGGAUCCAUCUUGCAGACUCUGACCAGCAAAGGGGGAAGCUAUGGAGUGCAAAUUGUUACAACAUAGAAAAGUAUAACCGAAAAUGGUGGAGAGAAGUAUCAAUGUGCAAGGAGCCUCACCCCUGCAUCUGUGAGCUGGAGGCUUUCAGGUUUCCUGAUGAGCAUCCUCUGAUCUAA